CUGGUACCGUCCUACCACCCUGGAGCAGCUGUACAGCCUGUUGGAACAGCACGGAACCGGUCAGGACCGGUACAAACUGGUCUGUGGGAACACUGCUGCAGGAGUGUACAAGAAUGAUGGGCCCUUCACUUCUCUGAUUGAUGUGAAAUCUGUGGCAGACUUGUUCAUCACCCAGGCUGGUCCCCCACUGGUUGUUGGUUCUGCUGUGAGCCUGUCUGCCCUUGUGGACCUGCUACAAACCGGUUCAGACCAGUCUCCAUCCUACGCCGUGCUGGCGGAACAUUUGAUGAAGAUUGGCAAUGUGUCGGUCAGGAAUGUUGGCAGUUGGGCAGGAAACUUGAUGAUGAAACACGCUCACCCAGAAUUCCCUUCUGAUGUCUUCACUAUCAUGGAGGCUGCGGGGGCAAAGGUCACAGUCGGUACCCGACAUGUCAGGGAGACGGUUGGACUGGUCGACUUCCUGAAGAUGGGCAUGGCUGGCAAGCUGAUUCUGAGUGUGGAAAUCCCUGCAGCUCUUCCAAAUGAAGUCUUCAAAACUUACAAGAUCAUGCCAAGGGCACAGAAUGCCCAUGCCUAUGUGAAUGCUGGCUUCAGGUUGCGGUUAGGUGGACAGGACAAAAUGUCUGUGAUGGAGAAACCUUCCUUGGUGUUUGGGGGUAUCAGCAAAACUAUGGACCAUGCUGUGGCAACUGAAGACUUUCUCAUUGGCAAAAAUCUCUUGGAGGAUGGAACACUUCAAGGAGCGUUGUCAGUCCUGGAGAGUGAGCUGAAGCCAGACGACUCUUCCCUCUUCUCUCCAGAGUACAGGAAGAGCCUGGCAUCCACACUCUUCUACAAGUUCUACCUAUCAGCUGUUGGGAGAGACCACCUAACUGAGCCGGUCCGUUCCGCCCUGGAGCCCCUGGUGCGGCCGGUGUCCCGCGGGGAGCAGCACUUCCAGACUAAGGAGUCGGAGUGGCCCCUCAGGAAACCCGUGCCUAAAACUUCAGCCAGGGUCCAGGCAUCAGGAGAGGCUAUGUACACCAACGACCUGCCUCAAACCUCCGGUGAAGUCUGUGCCGCACUCGUGACUUCAACCGUGGCCAACUGCAAAGUGGGAACCCUGGACUUUUCACAAGCCAUGGAAAUGCCAGGAGCGAUCACCUGUCUAACAGCGAAGGAUAUCAAAGGAGAAAACAACUAUAACGUGCCGUUCUUGGCUCCAGUGACUCCCAAAAUCGAGGUUCUCUCCAGUGGCGAAAUACUACAUGCUGGUCAACCAUUGGCUGUUGUCAUUGCAGACACCCAGUCCCAUGCUGAUGCCAUGGCUCAGGCUGUGAAGGUGACCUACACUGACCUGAAGCCCCCCAUCCUCACCAUCCAAGAUGCCAUAGCUGCCGAAUCGUUCCACUACCCUGUCUUCGAGUUGGUGAAGGGGGAUCCCAAAGGCGCCUUGGCUGCUGCACCUCAUCGCAUCUCAGGCGAGGUCUCAUGUGAUUCCCAGCACCACUUCUACAUGGAGACACAGGCGUGCCGCUGCGCCCCCUUGGAGGAUGGGAUGGAAGUACAGUCUGCCACCCAGGCUACAGACUUUGUUCAGAAUUCUGUAGCACAGGCGACUGGCAUCUCUGCGCACAGACUGUACGUGUCUGUGAAGAGACUUGGCGGAGGGUUUGGAGGGAAGACCCUUGGCUCCCUACUGCCUGCUGCCGCUUGUGCUGUUGCCGCUCAAAAUGUCAACAGACCCGUUCGUCUGAGCCUGAACCUCGGUACCAACAUGGAAGCUAUAACGAAGAGAGCCCCAUAUCUGCUGAAGUAUGAGGCUGGUUUUGAUGAUGAUGGAAAACUGAUGGCGGUGGUGUACAAUCUGUACGAAGAUAACGGGAGCUCACCUCAGUGUGCUUUCAUCCCUAUUCUACCAGCGUUUACUGACAAUGCAUACAGCUGCCCGAAUUGGCAGUUCACCGGACAAACCUGUAAAACUCACACCGUCCCAACAACAAUGACUCGGGCUCCAGGUCUCAGUGCUGUUCACUUCUUCACGGAGCACAUCAUGGAACACGUCGCGAAGACUCUGAACAAGGACCCGACAGACGUCCGCAGGAUCAACAUGUUCCAAAACGGGCAGACCACUCUGUCUGGGUACACUCUGGUGGACUGCAACAUUACAACACUGUGGGACGAUCUUUUGGCAUCAGCACAAUUCAAGCAACGAAAGCAAGAGAUAGAAGUCUUCAACAAGGAAAACCGUUGGAAGAAGAAAGGACUGUCAGUGGUUCCAUGUCGAUACUCCGCCUUCCCUGGAUUUUUCCGCUUCACAGUGUUUGUAGCGAUCUACCACACGGAUGGCUCCGUGGUCAUCACUCAUGGUGGGGUGGAGAUGGGACAGGGGAUCGAUACAAAGGUAUCGCAGGUGGCAGCGGCUACCCUGGGCGUUCCCAUGGAAACGAUCCACGUCAUGUCCACCAACUCCCUCACCAGUCCCAACAGCUCGGACACGGGAGGCAGCGUCACCAGCGAGCUCAACUGUCAGGGAGUGCUUGAGUGCUGCCGGAGGCUGAAUGAACGGAUGGACCCCAUCAGACAGGAGAUGGGCGGGUCUCCAAAAUGGGCAGAACUCAUCAACAUGUGUCACAGGAAGGGGGUGGACCUGUCCGAGAAAUACAUGGAGCAUCACCCCCCGAAGUCUCCCCACCCAGCCUACAACAGCUGGGGCGUGACGUGUACGGAGGUGGAUAUGGACGUCUUGACGGGGGAGCGGGAGAUCAGGAGGGCAGACAUUCUGUUUGACUGUGGCGAGAGUGUGAACCCAGCCCUGGACGUCGGCCAGGUGGAAGGCGCGUUUGUGUUCGGACUGGGAUACUGGCUGACGGAGAAGUGUGUGUACGACAAGGACACGGGGAGGCUGCUGACUAACGGAACAUGGGAAUACAAGCCUCCGACCACGAAAGACAUCCCAGUUGACCUCAGGGUGACCCUGCUGCCUGAUGCGCCUAACCCGUACAAUGUCAUCAGGUCAAAAGCUGUAGGAGAGCCGCCCCUGCUGAUGUCGUGUUCCGCCCUGUUCGCCCUGAGACAGGCCGUGCAGAGCGCUCGGGAAGACUCUGGCCUCGGGGACGACUUCUUCCGUCUGGACGGCCCAGCCACUGUGGAGGUCUGUCACCAACGCUGCCUGGUGGAUUCAUCCAGUUUCACGCUGUGACGUCAGAAUCUUACUCUAUAACAUUUUACCUCACUCUAUGACGCCAUGGCACCACUCAAUGACGACAUGACACCCUUUACCCAUUACAGAAAUAUGCAGACAAAAUCUAUUUUCUAAAUAAUAAUAGUAACCAAGGUUAGAAUUUAGUUCUCUAACAAGUGUACUUUCAUUUUGGCCAUCAACUUCUCACCUAUGUAGAUGUAGACAAAAAUAGAUUAAACUUUAAUUUUUUUAAGGUCAAGGGAUAGUUGAUGUGAGCUGAGGUGAGGAGAUUUAAUUCUGGAAUGGUCUUGAAAAGCAAUUAAUACAAUACAUGAUAGAUUCUGUCAAUAUUUUAGCGGUGCCUUUUUAUUAAGCAAUCAAAUGAGGCCUAAGAAUGUAUUCCCAUAUUGUUCAAAAUGUUACUGGAAUAGUACUAUUAGGUAACUUAUAUAAAACCAUUCCUUUAUUGGUCGAUAUAAUAUGAUAAUAUUCAGAUCACAUAAAUAUAACACAUGAUCGGUUCCACUGAAGGGUAACAAAUGGACAAGGAACUAUCCGAAAACUAAUAUUAGGCUCAAGAAAUGACAUGGAAUACGAAGGUAAAAUAUUAAGUAACUUUAGGUUCAAAAAUCUUAAUUAUUUGAGUAAUAUACGUGUAAUAGUUAAAGGAGGAGGUAUGGGCUACAAAGAAAAUAUAUCUUACUAUGCUUAUAUUCGAUUAGAAGUAAGUAACCGUUGGGUACAGUAGUGGGAUUGACUUCAAAAUGAAUUUUUACUGAAAGUGACAGAAAAGUAACAAUUGGAACUAGAAUAAACAUAAGCUAAACAUGAA
This is a messenger RNA of Branchiostoma floridae (Florida lancelet), 3995 nucleotides long. Its product is annotated as xanthine dehydrogenase/oxidase-like. The transcript has 28 exons. Gene Ontology annotation, molecular function: FAD binding; oxidoreductase activity; iron ion binding. The record is from RefSeq and is a predicted model, not a curated record. Lineage: Eukaryota; Metazoa; Chordata; Leptocardii; Amphioxiformes; Branchiostomatidae. Bases 287 to 3181 code for a protein of 964 amino acids.